Molecule: messenger RNA, 1349 nt
Organism: Paramecium sonneborni
Lineage: Eukaryota; Ciliophora; Oligohymenophorea; Peniculida; Parameciidae
Source: the annotation of a GenBank genome assembly
AUGAAAUAUUUACAUUUAUUUAAACUUAUUGUCUUCUUGCAUAGUUCAUAUAUUGUAUUAGGAGAUGAGAUGGAAGAUGAGCAUGAGCCACAUCAUCAUAGAUAUAGUCCAUCUGAAGGAACAUUUUGGUUAUUCCUUUUAUAUGCACUUGGAUUAUCUCUUUUGGCAGCAUUUUGUUCAGGAAAUACUCAAGGAUUGCUUUCAAUAGAUAUGUUAAAUUUAGAACUUAAGUAGAAGAGUGGGACAGAAUAUGAAAAGAAAGUGGUAUGAAGUUUAUAUUAUUAAAGGCUGAAAUACUAUUACCAGUAAUAUCUCAACAUCACUUAUUGUUGUCAACUUUAUUAGUAGGAAAUGCUUUUGCAUGUGAAACAUUACCAAUAAUUUUGCAUUAAUUAGCUCCAGAUUGGUUGGCAAUCUUAAUAUCAGCUGGAAUAAUAGUGUUAUUUGGAGAGAUAAUUCCAUCUGCAUUUACAACAGGACCAGAUUAAUUAGUAAUAGGAAUGAGAAUGAUUCCAUAUGUAAAAGUAUUAUAAGCUAUCUUAUACAUAAUAUGUUAUCCAUUGAGUUUGCUACUAGAUUAUGUUUUAGGUGUGCAUCUCCAUUAAAGAUAUAAGAUAAAAGAUGUAAGGGGAUUAUUAAAUUUGCAUGCAUAAGAUAGUGGACAUGGAAAUAAUGCUUAAUUAACAAAGGAUUAGAUGUAAUUGUUAGAUUCUAUGAUGGAAAUGAGAAAACAAACUAUUAUGAAGAAUUGUAAAGACAUAAAGAAAGUUUUUAUGGUUAGUGCAGAUGAAAGAUAUAGUUCAGAUUUAAAAAAUAAAAUAAGAAUAAAAGGAUUUUCAAAGAUUCCAAUUUAUUAGGGAUCGAACAAAGAAUAAAUACUUGGAACUAUAUAAGCAAAAUCGAUUUUAAAAUUAACUGCAUAGGAUUAUGGAAGACCAUUAUCAUCCUUAUUGUAAAUGUAAGAACCAUUAAUAGUGCCAUAAGAUACAACAAUGUUGGAAAUGUUAAUGUUAUUUGAACGUGAACGAAAAUCAUUAGCAUUUAUUUGUGAUAAAGGAAAAAAAGUACAAGAAUAUAAUACUAUGAAUGUAAUUGUAUUCUAUUUUAUAUUAGAUUUAAAAUUUAAUAGUAGAAGAUCAUACAAAUAUUAUAGCUUUGAUUGGAUUGACUGAUGUAUUUGAAGAAAUGCUUGAUUUUGAGAUUGAAGAUGAAGAUGUUCAUGGAACUUUAAGAGAUUAUCCAAAAUAAAGAAGCAAGUAUACAGAAUUAAAAGUUAUAACUGAAGAAUAAGAAAAGUAAGGUAGAGGUCGGGAAUUGAAAUAGAAACUAUUAUCAUGAUAUAAAAUGAC